Messenger RNA from Ceutorhynchus assimilis (cabbage seed weevil), 366 nucleotides. The record is from the annotation of a GenBank genome assembly. Lineage: Eukaryota; Metazoa; Arthropoda; Insecta; Coleoptera; Curculionidae.
AUGGUAGGUUUGGAGUUAAGCUCACCAAAAUUGGGACAUUCUUUGGAAGUUGCAUUUGAAAGGUAUGGGACUGUGGAAAGAAAAUUGGGGAAGGAUAGGGAACUGCAGGUGUUGUUUAAUGCUUUCAUGCAGGAAUACCUUGACUUGGGGCAUAUAAGUAAGGUUGCUGAUUUACAAAGUCUAUUGUCAAGGGAAGGGCCUAAUAUUUACUAUCUGCCGCAUCAUUCAAUGAUUAAACAGACUUCCUUGGUAUUCGAUGCCAGCUGUUCCACAAACAACGGUGUUUCCUUGAACAGUGUUUUACUAAAUGGGCCCAAAUUACAAGAUGACAUAUUUGACAUAGGCACUUCUUCGUUGCUAUUGUGA